AAAUGAAAGGUCCAGAUUCUUCAGCUCUUGUUCAAUCGGACGGUUCCAAACCCGUCCUUGUUAACUCCACUUAUCGACAAACAACGGUAUCAAAAGCUCCACGUGUCCUCUAGAUAUGGCGUGUUAGCGUUAUUAACGCCCUGAUCCAACGGACCUAGCUCAUUCCCCUCUAAACUUCCAAAACCACUUCUUCUUCUCCCUUCUCCGCUCGCCGGAGACGCAGCAUCUCGCCGGCCGACAAUCACCGCCCUGCCCACCGAAUACACUUUUUCAUUGACCUGCCAUACAGACUCCAAGUUUAACUCUCUGAAGUGGCAUCGGAUUGCAAGUCGCCGAAAAUACCUUCGAGUCAACGGGUGUUCUUGUUCUGUUUCAUCCUCGCUGCCGAAUUCAGAAACGGAUUUGUGUGCUGAUUUUGAAAGUAUUAAUGCGUUCGGUGUAGUUCUCCAGAAGGAUAUCUCGAACUUAGAAUUCGUUCCCAGUCCGGUUUUCCCGAGCUUGAACUAUCGUCCGGAGAUAUUCGUCGAUUUAAAUUUUACUAGAAUUGCAUGAUUCAAUAGUUUGAGGCACUGGAAUUCUCGUUUCUGACUCCGAGAAUCACUCUCCGCUGUAGUGCUUAAAUUUUACGCUGAGUCGAUUGAUUCGAGUUUGGUUGAGUCGUUGAUGGCAGACUCGGAUAACGAUUCCGGAGGUGCUCAGAACGCGGCGAACAAUGCGCACGGCAGCGAACAAUCGCUGCGAGAGCAAGACCGGUUCCUACCAAUCGCGAAUGUGAGCAGAAUCAUGAAGAAGGCUCUUCCAGCUAAUGCGAAGAUCUCGAAGGACGCUAAGGAGACAGUACAAGAGUGCGUAUCGGAGUUCAUCAGCUUCAUCACCGGUGAGGCCUCCGACAAGUGCCAGAGAGAGAAGCGGAAGACCAUCAAUGGCGACGAUUUGCUGUGGGCUAUGACGACGUUGGGAUUUGAGGACUACGUGGAGCCGCUCAAGAUAUACCUCCAGAGAUUCAGGGAAAUGGAAGGCGAGAAGAGCGUGGCGGCGCGUGACAAAGACGGAGGUGUUGGAGGCGCGAACGCUGCCAAUAGUGGCUUCGAGGGCGUAGGAGGUGGAGGUGGAGGUGGUGGUGGUGUAGUGUAUGGUGGAGCAGGGAUGAUGAUGCAUCAGGGACACGUGUACGGGUCUGGAGGGUUUCAUCCAAUGGCUGUGAGUGGAGGAAGUGGUGGUCCUGUGAUGGGUAAGAGUGGGCCCAGUUAUCCCAGUGCCGGAUCUAAUGCAGGUAGGCCCAGAUAGGUAAAAUAUAGAUUAUGGUUUAAAUAGUUUUGUGUUGUGUUUGUAAUUUUAUAUAAAGACUUGGGGUAGUUUAUUGAUUGGUGCUUGUAUUGCUAUAAAGUAGAAGACACUAUUAAUUGAUUUUAUUUGAUAGUAUUGUAGGUAAUGUAUCAAAGGAAAUAUGUGACAGUUUUCUUAAAACCUAAUUGAUUAAUUUAAAAA
Messenger RNA from Neltuma alba, 1488 nucleotides. Its product is annotated as nuclear transcription factor Y subunit B-3. Gene Ontology annotation, cellular component: CCAAT-binding factor complex; nucleus. The record is from RefSeq and is a predicted model, not a curated record. Lineage: Eukaryota; Viridiplantae; Streptophyta; Magnoliopsida; Fabales; Fabaceae. Gene Ontology annotation, molecular function: RNA polymerase II cis-regulatory region sequence-specific DNA binding; DNA-binding transcription activator activity, RNA polymerase II-specific; protein heterodimerization activity. Gene Ontology annotation, biological process: regulation of transcription by RNA polymerase II. The transcript has a single exon. Bases 664 to 1287 code for a protein of 207 amino acids.